ACCAAUAGCAACAGCAACAGCAACAGCAACAGCAACCACAAUCAAGCAACAACACCAAUUAGCAGAUUGCCAACAGCACCACCAGCGAGCGGUCAUGUUAGCAGCCAGCCUGAGCCGCCGCACCACCACAGUCAAGCGAACACGUACAGCAACUAUUGGAGCAGCAGCGAGAUGGUAUUGAGCACCGAAUGGUCGCAGGUGGAGGUUAUCGAUCUGAUCAACGAUGGCAACGGGCUGGGCUUCAUUCUGGUGGGCGGUCGCAGCACGGGCGUUGUCAUCAAGGCCCUGACGCCGGGGGGCGUGGCCGAGCGGGAUCAACGCCUGCAGCUGGGCGAUCAUCUGCUGCAGAUUGGCGAUGUGAAUCUGCGCGGCUUCAGCUCGGAGCAAGUGGCCACAGUUCUUCGUCAGACCGGAGCUCAGGUGCGUCUGAUUGUGGCUCGGCCCGUGGAGCCGACGGCCAUCGACUACAAUACGCUGGCCAGUCAUGCGCCCAUUAUACCAACUAAGCUCCUCUCCGACCCGGAAGAACUGUCGCGGCAUCUCUUUCAGAAUCCGAGCUUGGCCACGGCGACGACACCCCUGGAUGUGGGCAGUCUGGUUGGCCUGGUCACGGGCGCCCCAGCUGGCGAUACGGCUGACCAGGGCAAUGUGCCGUUGCCACUGUCACUGCCCCUGCCCCUGCCCCUGCCCCAUUCCCAGUCCCACACCCAGACCCAGUCACAGUCCCAGUGCCAACCCACACAGUCUCUGCCUCUGUCCCUGUCACUGCCUCUGUCCCCGACCAUGCCCUCCAUGCCCGCCAUGGCCCCAGCGCCCGAUACUGAGCUGGCCGAUCUGCCGCUGCCGCCGAUACCCGCCAAUCUGGCCAGCAGCAGCAGCUCCUGCCUGCAGGAUCCCGACAUUGUGCCCUACUCCAUACUGUCGCCGCCUCCGACGACAGCGCUGCUCACGGCGCGACAGUCGCUGCAAUUGCCGCUGGGUCAGUGCUGGCAGACUGAGGACGACGACGAUGAGGAUGAGGCGCAGCAGGGGGAGGGUGGGGAGGAUCUGGAGGAUGGGGAAGGAGGUGGGCAGCGGGCUCAGCAUGUGGAUGGCACUGUGAUAGCCGGCAAAAGGUCGGCAAAUGACGGCGACUGUUGCUCCGUGGACUCCGAGUCGCCCUCCACAUACGUGGACUCGCCGGAAACGGAAACGUACGUCGUGGUGCUGCACAAGAACGUCUACGGGCUGGGCAUCACCGUGGCCGGCUACGUCUGCGAGGAGGAGGAUCUGUCCGGCAUCUUUGUGAAGAGCAUCAUCGAGGGCAGCGCCGCCGAGAUGAGCCGCCAAAUUCAGAUCAACGAUCGCAUCGUCGCUGUCGACGGCCGCACCUUGGCCGGCGUGACCAAUCACCAGGCUGUGGAGUUGCUGCGCAACACGGACAUUGAGGUGCAUCUGACGCUGGAGCGUUUUCUGCGCGGCCGCAAGUUCGAGCAUCUGCAGGUGGCCCUCACCGAGAUGAAGGUGGGCGGCGGCAGCGCCAAUGCCAACGAUGGCGAUGCCCAGUCCCAGCUGUCGAUGCCCGCCUCGCCUUCGAUAGCGACGCUUAGCUGGCUGCCGCCGAAAUCGGCCGACGCGGACUCCAUUGUUACCGAUGCCGGUGAUGGCCAGCUGCUGCCCGACUUUCCCGAGCUGCCCUCGCGGGACACCGUCGACUCGAACAUGUCGCACAUGCUCGACCGCAGCGACCACAGUGCUCCGCCGCUCACCAAUGGCAAUGGCAGUGGCUUGGGCCAUGGACUGGGUGGGCAUGGCCACGAUCAUGACAGCGGCAAUGACACCGACGAGCAGUGUCCAGAGCCGGAGUCUGAAUUGAAGCUGCCACAGCAGCCGCAGCCGCAGCCGCAGCCGCAGCUCCUGCCCCAGUUCAAGUCAAAGUCAGAGACUGAGUCGAUAGCAGCGGCAGCCGUCGCCGAGCCGGAGCAUGGCAAGACGCCCACCAAUGAGCCGGAUGUGCCAGCGUUUAAGGGCACUGACACGGCCACGCCCGCCACAUUGGCCAGCCCCAGCGCCGCCUCGCUGCGGGUGGCCUGGAAAAGUGAGUUUCCCGAAAGUGAAAUAUUAGUUGCCGAAAUAAAUAAACUUUCAGGUCUAGGGAUCAGCCUCGAGGGCACCGUCGACGUCGAGUGCGGCAUUGAGAAGCGUCCGCAUCAUUACAUACGCUCAAUACUCGAGGACGGUCCCGUCGGCAAACAGGGCAUACUGCGGCCGGGCGACGAGCUGCUCCAGGUGAACGAGCACAAGCUCCAGGGCCUGCGUCACAUCGACGUGGUCAAGAUAUUGAAGGAGCUGCCGGCCAGCGUGAAGCUGGUCUGUGCUCGCGGCACGCGCGCUCCCUCGAUAAUCAAUACCUCCCAGAAUCCGGAGGCCUUCGAGACGCGCAGCCUGCUGCCCGGCGGCCAUCAGAGUCUGCAGAAUCUGCUGAGCAAGGCGCAGUCGGAGAGCUCCCUCUACACGUCGAGCACGGCAACGCUGACGGAAUCAGCGACGGCAGCUGGAGCUGCAGCUGCCACCGCCACCGCCGCCGUCGCCGGAGCGACAGUGCAGCGGUCCAAGUCGCUGGACAACAUGUCCGGUCUGGCGCUGUGGAGCAGCGACGUGACAGUGGUGCACAUUGAAAAGUCUGAGCAGGGCUUCGGUUUCUCUAUACUCGACUAUCAGGAUCCCCUCGAUGCGGAGGGCAGUGUGAUUGUGAUACGUGGCCUGAUACGCGGUGGUGCUGCGGAGGCAACCAACGAGAUCUUUCCGGGCGAUCGUCUAAUCAGCGUCGGUGAGCACUCGCUGCAAGGUCUCGAGCUCGACGAGGCGGUGGCCAUUUUGAAGGCCAUGCCACCGGGCCGAACGCGUCUCGGCAUUUGCCGACCCCUCUCCACCWCGGACAGCAACAGCAACAGCAACAUUGCCUCGCCGAUCGCCGACUCGGCAAGCAGCACAUAGUGCCAGGCGGAACUACAAUCUCAGCGACAGCUCAUGAUACAUUAUAUUUUUACCCUCAUAUUGGCCAGUUAAAUGUGAUGCAGCCAAAGCCCAAAUAAAACCCCGAAAAAAACCCAAAACCAGCUGCAGUAUAAAUCAGCGGAACUGAGCAUGCGACAAUUUGUACAUAGAUGACCCAUGACCCAUGGCAUAUAUUGUGCGAAUACAUAUGAAUAGUAUCUAGUUAUAUACAAACAAACACAGAGAGAGACCCACAUAACGUAGCUAUAACUAAUUGGUUCGACGGCGCUGACGUGUUAUUGAUCCACAGCCAACGUGGUAUAAAUAAAUAACUAGAUAGUUCUGCAUGGGAAAUUUUGAGAUUUCAGCAACAAGAACAACACCAGCAACAAAAUUGGGAAUAAAAUAUUUAUCACAAAUUGUAAUAAUCCAUCAAUUUAUAAUAACAAAUUUUUGUCGGCUGUCGAAGGACACAAAACACCCACAUCUAGUCAAAGAAAAUUUAAAUAUCAUAAAA
Drosophila arizonae is the source of this 3493-nucleotide messenger RNA. Its product is annotated as patj homolog. NCBI's taxonomy places the organism in Eukaryota, Metazoa, Arthropoda, Insecta, Diptera, Drosophilidae. Gene Ontology annotation, molecular function: protein binding. The record is from RefSeq and is a predicted model, not a curated record.